AGAGGGGGAACCGAGGUGAUUUAAUGGAGUCGCAUUCUAAAUUUAAUCUUUCCAUUAUUGGAGUUCAUUAAUGCAAGUCGUGUGUUCGAGCCCUGCGUUUGCCAAGCGCUAUAUAUUUUUGUGCCUAGAGAUAGAUUAAGAGCUUCUCAAGAAAUCACUAUGGACCCGCCACCACGUCCUUUGGGCCGCGGUCGUGGACGCGGCCGAAGUGUGAGGGAUAGCACAUCGUCAGGUAUAUCUGAUGUCGGCAGUGUCAGUGGACUCUCAUCGUCGAUGCAAUCCCUUGGCGAAGUCCCUCCACUUGGAAAGGUGCCAGGACAGACCGAGAUGGGCCCACCUGGUCCUAAGCCCUCGCGCUCUUUAUUGUCCUCCUACUCUGACUCGAGCUCUGUGGCCAGCAGCAGCCAAUCCAUGCCUACCAGACCUGGCACUGCCUACAGUGUUGUGCGCACCAUGCCUGAAAAGCUGAAGAGCAAGAAAGGCAUUACUGGUCAGCCAAUUGAGUUGCUGGCUAAUUACUUCAAGCUGUGCAAGGUGACAGACUGCACCCUGUACCAGUACCACGUUGAUUUCCUGCCUGAGGAAGACCGUCCCAGCGUGAGGAAGGCUGUGCUGAGGAGGCACACUCAAGACCUUGGUGGCCAUCUCUUUGAUGGCAUGAUCCUCUACUCUGCUAGAGUUUAUCCAAGCCAGCCAUAUGUGCUGACUAGCACCAACGAGGAUGGCACCAUGUGUACCAUCACCAUUACCCUGACCAGGACAGUCGCUAGGGGCGACCAAGAAUACAUCCAGUUCUUCAACGUGCUCAUGCGUAGGUGCCUCUCCCUGCUCAACCUUCAGCUGGUUGGAAGGAACUUCUUUGACCCGCACGCCAAGAUCCAAAUGGGCAACUUUCAAAUGGAGCUUUGGCCUGGAUACCAGACUUCCAUCAGAGAGCACGAGAAUGACAUUUUGAUGUGCACUCGCAUCACCCACAAAGUGAUGAGAACUGACACGGUGCUGGACCUCAUGGCCAGCACCCAGCGCAAGGGAGGCAACUGGCAGAAGGCGUUCUGUGAUGCCGCCCUUGGUCUCGUCGUCAUGACCGACUACAACAGCAGGACCUACAGGGUGGACGACGUUGAUUUCGAAGUGACGCCCAAGUCCAAGUUUUCCAUGAGAGACACUGGCGAUGUCUCCUAUGCUGAGUAUUAUGAGAAGCGCUACAACAUCAAAAUCAAGUGCCUGGAUCAGCCGCUGCUGAUUUCCAAGAGCAAAGCCAAGGACAUGCGUGCUGGCCUGCCAGAGACGGUGUACAUCAUCCCCGAGCUCUGUCGCAUCACUGGUCUCACAGACGAGAUGCGCAGCAAUUUCAGACUGAUGAGCGCGCUUGCCGAACACACUAGGGUUGGUCCCACAAAGCGGGUGGAAAAAAUGCUUCAGUUCAGCAGGCGGCUCAUGGAGGAGCAGAGAGUCGUCCAGGAGCUGUCGCAAUGGAACAUGCAAAUUACCAACAAUCUCGUCAGAUUCCAAGGCCGCGUUCUGCCCCAAGAAACCAUCAUCCAGGGCAAGGUGGGCAGGGAGAUCCGCUACCCUGCUGGAGCUAACGUUGACUGGACCCCAAAGCUGAAGAGGAAUGAAAUGAGCGACGCUGCUGCGCUUGACACUUGGGUUGUCAUGGUUCCCCGCACCAUCGAGCGCGAGACCUGCGACUUUGUCAACGCUGUGAUGGGUGCUGCUAGCGCUAUGGGCUUCAAAAUGGCCAUGCCCAAGCGGUGGGACCUGCCUGACGACAACCAGGCAACCUACGUCAACCAACUGGAAGACAUGCUGUCCCAGUGUGUGCCUAAACCAAGCCUGGUCUUGUGCGCGGUAACCAACAACCGCGGAGACAGGUACAGCGCCAUCAAGAAGAAAACGCUGGUUGACCGCCCUGUGCCUACACAAGUGGUCACUGUCAAGGCGAUGACCAACCGCAAUCUCCAGUCCAUCGCCUGCAAAGUGGCUAUCCAGAUGAACUGCAAGGUUGGUGGUGCCCCGUGGGCUGUUGAGAUGCCGAUGAAGGGCACCAUGUUUGUUGGCUUUGACGUCAGCCACGACACAAUCAACAAGAGCAUCUCCUACGGCUGCAUCGUAGCCUCUUUGAACAACAGCCUCAGCCGUUGGUUCUCCACUGUGUCUGCCCACAAGUCCUGCGAGGAGAUGUCCAACGAAGUGGCCCUGAACAUCCUGAAGGCCGUAAGGAAGUACCAGUUGGUGAACCAAUCCCUGCCUGCCAGGAUCAUCAUCUACCGUGAUGGAGUCGGUGAUGGACAGAUCCCCUUCGUGUGCAAACACGAAGUAGCCAUGAUCAAAGAGAAGCUGACAGAGGUGUAUGGAGGCGAGAUGUGGAGGAUGGCCUUCAUCAUCGUGUCUAAGAGGAUCAAUACCAGAAUCUUCCAGGCCUCCAACAGGAACAACCCUCCUCCAGGCACGGUGGUUGAUGACUGCAUCACCCUUCCUGAAAGGUAUGACUUCUUCGUGGUCAGCCAACAUGCCAACGUGGGCACUGUGUCACCCACAGCCUACCAUGUCAUCUCUGACAACAGUGGCCUCGACCCUGACAAGAUGCAGCGUCUGGCCUACAAGAUGACCCACGUCUACUUCAAUUGGAGUGGCACAGUCAAGGUGCCAGGACCAGUGCAGUACGCACACAAGUUGGCCCAGGUGACAUCUAUGUACCUUCACAAGCUGCCCAACUCUGAGAUCAAUGAUGUGCUUUAUUUCCUGUGAGCUCAUUGCACUUUUCCUUUUAAUAUUUUGAGAUGUUGACCACCCCUUAAUGUAAUAAUUAUCAGUUAAUACAAGCAUGAUCAAAUAAAUCAGAUUCUAACUUGCA
Molecule: messenger RNA, 2857 nt
Organism: Cloeon dipterum
Lineage: Eukaryota; Metazoa; Arthropoda; Insecta; Ephemeroptera; Baetidae
Product: piwi-like protein Siwi
Exons: 10
Coding region: 160-2751 (863 amino acids)
Biological process (GO): regulatory ncRNA-mediated gene silencing
Cellular component (GO): P granule
Molecular function (GO): piRNA binding; RNA endonuclease activity; protein binding
Source: RefSeq, a predicted model, not a curated record